UGUCUCAGUCUCGUGCUCAAGGAUUCUAAAGAUUGUAGGAGAGAAAAUUAAAGAAACCCAGGAAGUUAAGGUUUUUAAAUAUGUUUCCGAUCUCUAGGACUUUUCGGUCGUUUUUAUAUCCGUAAAUAAAACGUUAUAUUAAUACAUGGAUUUGCAUUGUGAUCAUCAGACUCAUAAAUUGAAUGCGAAGUUACUUGGAAGAAACUCAUUCGAACAGCCUUUGAACAUGUCUGCUGAAAAAUAUUCAACUAUGGAUGAACCUUCGCUUCGGAAUCUGCUGGAUGGGACAAUGGACCUGGAUGAGAGGCGUUUGAUCCGUUCAGCCAUUCGGGAGCUGCGGAGGAGGGAGAUCGAAGACAUGGAGGCAGCUCUGGCCAGCAAACGCUUCCGACCCACGUGCCUCAACCAGAACGACAACAAGGAGAACCAACUCACAAACAGGUCAGAUUUGGUCAACUCUCUAGACCUGCUCUCUGUGAAACUGCCAGCCAUCCGAGACAUUGAGGAGCUGACUACUCUGCUGCGUGGGACCAGUGAGUACGAGGAGAGGAAACUGAUCAGAGCUGCCAUCCGCCGCCUCCGAGAGGAGGAGGAGGAGCAGCAGCAGGGUACAGGGGAGAAGGGAAAGACCACCAGUCGACGCCAGGAGUCUGAGGGCCAGGAUCUCCAAAGCAACCUGGAAGCCGGGAGUGCAGAGAGGGAGAGCCUUGGUGAGGGAGAGCCAAUCAAGUCCCAGGAUCGAGAGCUGCGUGGCCACCCGAUACAGCAGGGCAGAGAGCUGCACAGGACAGGCUCCAAGUCAGGCAUGGUUCUGGUUCUGGACCCCCUGGUGAAGGAGGAGGUUUCAGGGCCUCUCCUGACAUGCCCACAGAUGCAGGAUCCUCUGAUGUCAUCAGAUCCUGAUGUCCUUUCCCAUCGGCAGUGCUCUGACUCUACAGGCUCAGACUGCAGCCAGGCCUCCCGGCCCUGUCUGGAGUCUGGAGCAUCAGAUAAGAGCCUCGUUCAGGGCUCAGCCUUCAGGACCCGGGUCGACUCUGGAACCUCAGAUAAGAUUCUCGGUCAGGGCUCAGCCUUCAGGACCCGGGUCGACUCUGGAGCCUCAGAUAAGAGCCUCGGUCAGGGCUCAGCCUUCAGGACCCGGGUGGACUCUGGAGCCUCAGAUAAGAGCCUCGGUCAGGGCUCAGCCUUCAGGACCCGGGUGGACUCUGGAGCCUCAGAUAAGAGCCUCGGUCAGGGCUCAGCCUUCAGGACCCGGGUGGACUCUGGAGCCUCAGAUAAGAGCCUCGGUCAGGGCUCAGCCUUCAGGACCCGGGUGGACUCUGGAGCCUCAGAUAAGAGCCUCGGUCAGGGCUCAGCCUUCAGGACCCGGGUGGACUCUGGAGCCUCAGAUAAGAGCCUCAGUCGGGGCUCAGCCUUCAGGACCCGGGUGGACUCUGGAGCCUCAGAUAAGAGCCUCAGUCGGGGAUCAGCCUUCAGGACCCGGGUGAACUCUGGAGCCUCAGAUAAGAGCCUCAGUCGGGGCUCAGCCUUCAGGGCCCGAGUGGACUCUGGAGCCUCAGACCGAAGCCAGUGUUCAGCCCAAAGAAGCAGAUUGGGGUCUGGGGCCUCAGAGUCCCGCUUCAGAUCAAGAUUGGACUCUGGCAAGUCAGAUUCCAACGUAGGAGCGCCAGCUCCGCUGGUCUCUGAGAAACUCAACAGCCUGGUGCUACAGUCAUGUGAACGGCUAGACUCUGGGACGUCUGACCUGAGCGUGGGUGUGUUGCCCGUGGGGCGUGGUCAAGUGGAGGAACCAGAGGGGGGCGUGAGUCAUUCCUCAUCCAGCACAGACUCCGAGGCUGAGAGCACCAACCACCAUCCAGUCCAGCCCCGUCAAGAAAGCUCCACUACCCACCGUGAUCAGCCUGAUGAGGGUGUCCAACCAAAGAAAGCACCAGGCUCCUACAGUGGCCUUCUUAAUGGCAGUUCCAGGGAAAGAGGAAACAUCCAGGAACAGAAGGUCAGGAAUACUGUACUCUCGCAUCUCAGCAAAACGAAGGAUGCAGUGCCUGAAAAGGAGCCGGUUGUCUUGGCUCCGUUUGUUCGGGCUAAUUCUGUGCGGGACCGAAUGCGAAAGUUCACAGAGCCCAGUCCCAGUCCCUGUGUCCCGUUCCUAAAGAGGGGCUCUCAGUCUCUGAGGAACAGUACAUUUCCCAGUGUCCUAAGCAGAACCACCCAGCUGAGUGAGGGGCCAGCCAAGCAGACACCAGGGACCACUACAUCCAUCAGCAACCCUGCAGACAGGCUCGGGAAAUCACACACAGGCGCUACAUCCUACUCUUCAUCCUCCUCCGACAACCGUGGCCAAUGCCAGGGCCCAGUUCAACCGAGAGGCGUGGCCUCGGAACCUCUGCAAAGUUCUGACCAAUCCCUGAACACUGUAGGUGGGACAAAGCGGCCGGCUGAAAAGCUGCUGCACACCGCUGGCAGCACAAAGGAAGACAAGACUCCAGGGAGAGCAUCUGCACAGCGGGACAGCCAGGGAGAGGAAGACCCCGACAUGAAGACCUUCCUGACUAUCGAGAUCAAAGAUGGGCACGCUACCACCACCUCCUCUUCGUCUAGAGGGAACAUGACCUCCUUGACCCCAAUGGCUCCACGCAUCACCACCAACUCUGUGGGUCAGAGAGCAGAGUUGACCCUGGGCCUGAGAGCGACCCCCUUCAAGAUCUCCUCCUCCGGAUCCUCUUUCAAGAUAGAGACAGAGACUGUGACCGCCUCAGAGCCAGUGUUUGUAGCAGAGCCAUCUGUGAAGGUGGCGUGCUGUCAGGCCACGGCUGCUGUACCCAAUGGGUCCUCUACAGGUCAGACCAAAGUUGAAGAACACUCUGGAAAACUGACCGCAGAACAGUUGGCUGCCAUUGAAGAUGAGGAGCUCCUGGAUAAAAUGCUUGAUGAGUCAAAGGACUUUGAGGAGAGAAAAAUGAUCCGACUGGCCAUGAGGGAUCUGCGUAAGAGAAAGAGAGAGGGUGUACUGGGAUGUACUCAAGAAGAAAUAGACCAGAGAGAAAAGGAGAGGGAGGUUCGUCUGGCGGAGCUACGGCAGCAACGAGGGGAUCGCGGUCAGAAGGGUUGUACAGGAGGAGCUGGAGAGGUGGUGGUGAAGAAGGUGGAGAAGUCAGCUGAUGGCUCCACUCUCCGAGAAGUCACCAAGACAGACCGAUUCGCCCAGUCUGGAGACGGCAGCAGGACGGCUCACAGCACCAUCACGGAGGCCAGUUAUGUGAAGAAAACAGAUAUGGGGACAGUCCAGUCAAAGUCCUACAGCUACACCUCUUCCAGCUCUUCCAGCUCUGCCAGGAAAGUGGGCAGUGUGUUUGACCGCGAAGAUGACUCUUCAUCCCGAGCUGCGGAGCGCAGGCAAGCAGAGAAGCGUAAGGAGCUGAUGAGGGCCCAAACUCUGCCCAAGACGUCUGCGGCCCAGUCCCGCAGAGCCAUGAUCGACAAACUGGAGAAGGAGAGCGGAGGGUCAGGCAAUAAGGCGGUUGCCAAGGUGAACACUGUUCAGCGUUCUGCUAGCUGUAUGGUACCCAAUGCCAACUCCAUCAAACAGAUGCUGUUGGACUGGUGCCGUGCCAAGACACGUUCAUACGAGAAUGUGGACAUCCAGAACUUCUCAUCCAGUUGGAGCGACGGCAUGGCAUUCUGUGCCCUGGUGCACAACUUCUUCCCAGAGGCGUUUGACUACUCCUCUCUUAACCCUGCCAAUCGCAGACACAACUUUGAGGUGGCUUUCAGCACUGCUGAGGACUUUGCCAACUGCAUGCCCCUGCUGGAGGUGGAGGACAUGAUGAUCAUGGGGAAGAAGCCUGACUCCAAAUGUGUGUUUACCUACGUACAGUCACUGGUCAACCACCUGCGCAGACAUGAGAUGAAACUCGCCAAGGCCAUGGAGAAACUCCAGGGUACCGACCUCUAAACUUCCCCCUGUUCUCACUGUGGAUCAGCCCGUACAGCUCCUCUUUCCCCUCCUCUCCCAACAGGUUAACAGGAACCCAGACCGUGUGUGAUGGGUGUUACUGAUUUGCACAUCACUGAUUGGUGGAAGAGGGCUUUUGUCAGUGUUUGUCACUCUCAUGAUUAUCUUUGUGGACAGUGGUGGCCUGUCAGACAUACAUCCCAUCUUCCAAAAAGAGACAUAAACAUUUGUAUCAUAUUUCUAUGCUUAAAUUGACAUUUUAUAUUGAAAUAGAGUUGUUUAGCCUGUCUUAAGGCAAUUCUAUCAAUUAUUUGGAAAUUCUGGGGUUGGUCCCGGAAGAUACCAACAAAACCCUACAUGAAAUGUACAUGGAAAAAAUGCCUACAUUUUUUUUCUGUUACAAUUUAAAUGAAUGUUACUCAAGCUAUUCAUAAUAAUGAUAAAGAAAAAGUACAUGAUGUAUUUCUUGCUAUUGCUUCAAUCCCCACUAUGGUACCGUUAAAGGUGUUACCAAGUCUGCAUGCUUUUUAAAACACAUCUACUUGAAUUGUUUUAAAUAUUUUGUUGUUAGUUAUCAUUAUUACUAUUUAAGUUAAUUCAUAAGCACUGGUAUGGAGAGAUAUUGGCAUUAUGACAUUGGAGUACCUGUCUGCCCUCUGAAGCCUUGAGUAACCACCACACAUCUACAGACUGGCUUGUUUGGUGGGUGAUUAUGCCUAUUUUUAAACAGACAGCCUAAUGCUUAGCUUUUCUUCACUAAUUGUACUUUUAAUCAUAUCAGCUCGAAAAACUAAAUAGAUCAUACACUACCAUUCAGAAGUUUGGGGUCACUUAGAAAUGUCCUUGUUUUCCAUUGAAUAGGAAAUCCCCUACCACAAGUUCUCACAUGGAAUUGCCUUCAUUUCUUGGAAAACAAGAAUAGGCUGAGUUUCAGGAGAAUGUUCUUUGUUUUUGGCCUUUUUGAGCCUAUAAUGGAACCCACAAUUACUAAUGCUCCAGAUACUUAACUAGUCUAAAGGCCAGUUUUAUUGUUUCUUUAGUCAGCACAACAGUUUUCAGCUGAAAAUGAAGAACAUAAUUGCAAAAGGGUUUUCUAAUGAUCAAUUAGCCUUUAAAAAGUAUUACAUUUGAUUAGCAAACAACGUGCCAUUCGAACACAGGAGUGAUGCUUGCUGAUAAUGGGCCUCUGUACGCCUAUGUAGAUAUUCCAUAAAAAAAAUCAACUGUUUUCAGCUACAAUACUCGUUUACAUCAACAAUAUCUGCACUGUAUUUCUAAACGAUUAUUAUUUGAAUUUAUUUUUCUCUAAGUGACCCCAAACUUUUGGAAGGCAGUGUAUGUGAUUAGAGAUGUAUUUGGACGAAUAAUCAAUUAAUGAAGAAAAAAUAUAUUCUGCUUCAUGCAGUGUAUGUACCAUUUUACACAUUCUAACUCCCUCUGAGACACCUGUAAAAUGUGGGGUCACAGCCAUUAUCAAUUUCAAUCCAAGUGCCUUGCUCAAGGACAAAGACUGAUUUUGUCAGCUCUAGAUUAAAAUGUGCAUCCUAUGUUACUAGCAAUGCAUUAACUGCUAGACUACCUGCCUCCUAGGUUAAAGUCAGAAAACAUUUUAAUAAGUGUACUGAAAUGUUGUGAUGUGUAACUUUAUAUAAUACACCAGUCAUAAUUUUGAUUUCAAUGGAGAAGCCCCAGUGCUGAAAAUAUGUAAAAUGCUUCUUCGUAAAAUCACUCAUUGGUGUUGUUUAUAGAUUAUCUUUCCCUAUGUUUUUCUUCCUGUCCUUGCCUGUUUGCUAUAAUGGGGCCUAAACAGACUACAGUCAGAUUCACACUGCCAUUGCUAGUGGGUUCUUAAUUUAUGCGUGCAUGGGUUAUAUUUUUUAAAAUAAGAUUUUACAAGUAUACUUUAAAGUUAUGUUUCAUCAGUCAGUCUAUAAAUCCAACCUAUAGGCAGAAAGGUAUAUGCUAAUAUCAUUAUUUUUAAUAUGGAAGAUUUGUUGGAGGGCAACUUCUCUAUUCUACACGCUUGGGCCCAAUGAAAGCUGGCUUUCAGCUCAGUUGAUAUGAGAGGUUAAACAGAAAAUCUGGCUAAAUGUACUUUAUUGGCAAAAUGUGUUCUAAACUCUAGUAGGAAAAAAUCUUAUUGUUUCUUUAUCUAGAAAUUACUUUGUUUCAACUUCCCAUAGUUUUUUAACUGGUUUUAAUGUAAUUCAUUGCUUUGUUUUCUUAAAAUCUAUAAUUGAGACUAGAGGAAUGUACUGUUUUCAAUAUUCCACUUCUGCCAAUUUGGCAACCAGAGAACUUCCGUAUAUUAGUAAAUCCUGUUCUAUACACUAUAUACCUGCUUGGUCACAUUGUCAUAAUUCCAUGUUUCUGUACACCACAAAUGUGAAUUAACAAUUAAAACCAAUUUAAGAAACAA
Molecule: messenger RNA, 6374 nt
Organism: Esox lucius (northern pike)
Lineage: Eukaryota; Metazoa; Chordata; Actinopteri; Esociformes; Esocidae
Gene: smtnb
Product: smoothelin b
Exons: 21
Coding region: 146-3955 (1269 amino acids)
Biological process (GO): actin cytoskeleton organization
Cellular component (GO): microtubule organizing center; filamentous actin
Molecular function (GO): protein binding
Source: RefSeq, a predicted model, not a curated record